AUGGCACAAACGGUAGCAGCUCAACACUCGCCUGAUGUGUCUAGGAGGCCAAAAGGCAUCUUGAAGAACUCUUCGUCGUACAACAACUCGUCCUACCAGCAUAUCUCUCCGGAAGCUCGUAUCUCGCCCACCACUGAGCGAGCACCAUCCAUCAGCCACUAUGACUCCACCAGCGGCGGCAGGCCCAGCAUGCCAAACCGGGAGAUGUCCGAGAAGGAGAUCGUGCAGAUGAACACCGAGAUGAACGCUGGCGGCAGUCACAGAAGGAACUCUUCUAACCCUCGUGGAGGAAGUGUGUCACGCAGACACAGCAGCCAGAGUGGGGGCGAUGAUGCCGCCGACGGAGAGCACGGUCAGAGGUUGAAGUGGGAUGAGGCGAAUCUGUAUCUAAAUGAAGGACAGAUGGGCGGCAAGAUGAAGAUCGAUGAGCCGAAAACGCCUUAUGUUCGGGAGUACGAUCCUACCGAGGACGAGGAGGAGGUUAACAGCAUCAACGCACAAGAACUCGCUGUCGAUGAGCUCGAAAUGGAGAAGUCGAAGGCGAAAGCACGCAAGUCGAAGGUAGAUGAGAUUCCUGGCCUUGAGCUUGGCGAGCCGGAGAUGGAGAUCGAUCCCAAGGUCCGACGGGAGAGUGAUGGCGAGCGGAGGGUGAUGGUCGAGGGAGAUGGAUUGGAUCCGGAUGGGCGACAUCAUGGUGAAAAUGAGGAAGACAUGACGACUGAUGAACUGGAGAAGCAUCGCAAAUUCGAGGAGAUGCGCAAGAAGCACUAUGAGAUGAAGAACAUCAAAAAUCUGCUUGGGUAUGUAUGA
Baudoinia panamericana UAMH 10762 is the source of this 810-nucleotide messenger RNA. RefSeq lists its product as uncharacterized. The record is from RefSeq and is a predicted model, not a curated record. Lineage: Eukaryota; Fungi; Ascomycota; Dothideomycetes; Mycosphaerellales; Teratosphaeriaceae. The transcript has 3 exons. The coding region runs from base 1 to 810 and encodes 269 amino acids. Gene Ontology annotation, biological process: regulation of signal transduction. Gene Ontology annotation, molecular function: protein phosphatase inhibitor activity.